CUUAAACUCUCUCUCGCUGCUUCCUCUUCCUCCAGUGAGUGAACUCAGUUCUCCUGGGACUGAUUCUAAUGGCUUCAUAGUCUAGUGAUGGCGUAGUAUAAUGCUUCUACUUGGUUCCUGGGUGCACCUGAAACAUUUUUUUAGAAAAACUACUUCAUCAGGAGAUGGGAACUGUGAGAUUUUACAUACUGCUGCUCCUGUUGUUGUUUGGAUCCAUCCACAGAGGGAUAUCUCAGUUUCCUGAGUGGAAUGGAGAGCUGGAAGGUAGUGGUGAGAUAGAAUCGAUUUCCCAGCCGAAUUUCAUAGAUGACACAUACUGGUCUGGGUCAGCCCCGCUUUGUUUAGGAGGUUGUAAAGCGCGGCACCGGGAGCUGAGGAGAGAUCGCUGUGGAGACUCUAGCUGCUGCUGGCUCGGCUACAAAUCCUUGUGCAGAGUGAACUGUGGAAGGCCAGAUGUGGACUACAAUGGAGCAGUGUAUGGUAAUGACUGGUGGGUGGGAUCUGUGGUGAGGUACACCUGCCGCUCAGGAUUCAGGCUUAUUGGAAACUCUACCAGAUCAUGUCAGCCUAAUGGCCUCUGGACUCCAAAACCUAUCUGCCUACGAAUGUGUAAGCAGGGGCAGAUUGAAAUCAGCGAGCAUGAACUGAGUGGGACAUGCAACUCCACCUGCGUGGGUAAGAGCUACUUCGGCCCACCCAAACGAGGCUGCUCUCAGAUAGACAACUGCAGGAAGAAGGAGACCGGCUGGAAACGGUUCUUUGCACAAUGUGUCCCUUGCAUUUGUGACUGCGCUUUCUCGUGUGGUGAGUUGCUUCCACCUCCACAUUGUCAGGACAAAUGCAAAGCAGAAUGAGCAUGCUGCGGUGCUGUCUGUGUACAAAUACAUUUGAAUAUUGCUCUACACAUGAAUUUGCCAUCCUUCUUUCAGGAAUGAUAUCUGCUUUGUUUUUUUUUUGUUUUGUUUUUUUCAAGUGUCUGCAGGCUAAAACACAGAGAUGCUUACAGUGUAACAAGGCUGCAGACAAAGAGGAGACACAGACCGGCUGUAGACCAAAGAGUCACGCUGCAUUUCUGCUGCUUCAUCCAAUUUUAAGAACAAAUCUGGGUGUUUAAGGACAAUAAUUUAAUCUCUCCGGCACACACUCCAAGCCUGCCUGCCUGCUUUCUGUAUGUAAAGGGUUACAUGGCAAGAACAAAUCCUGCUGGCACGCCAGUGUUAAGUCACUCUUUAGGAUGCAAAGCGGCGAGAGGGUCAGAAAACAAAAGGGAGGACAAAUUUAGUGAAAGGCGCCUGAGAGGUUUAGAUUAGAUUCAAGUUCAGCAAUUAUUUGAAAUAGAAAGCGACUUUGGCUGAUUUUAAACCCCAUUUUUGGGCUUUUCAACAUCAUUUCCUGUCCAUAUAUAUAUAUAUAUAUAUAUAUAUAUCAUACUAUAUUUAGCUUGGAUGUCUGCAAACACAUGCACAUGUUUACUUUCCUCAGAUAAGGAUGGGAAUCAGAGAAACAAGGAAAGAGGGAAGUGAAGCCAAGGAGAUUGGCAUCUUGCGUCUCCUCUCAGCCCAUCUGUCGUGGAAGGAGCUGAGACCUUAAUCUUGUUAUAAGAUGUUUGUUCAGGGGUCAGAGUUAACAGAGAGAGUGGUGUAGAACUGUUAACAGCAUUUAUACUUUAGGUGUCAUGCUGUGUGUACUUUUAUUUUCAAGUUAUUUAUUGAGAAAUGUAUAUCACAAGCCAAUUGUAUGAAUGUGAAAUGAAAUAAAAACUACUCAUGUCUUUGAAAUCAAAGGUUUAACAUUUAAAGCGAUGAAUUCUGAGCCAUGCAGACCUGAAGCAGAGCUUUACAGAUGGCACUAAUAUUAUUCUGAUUGGAUUAUAUUAUCAGUCAUCCCCCGUGUCCAUCAUCCCAUCGCUCCUCACAAAACAACUACUGAGCAUUAGGCUUCCAGGCAGGCCUGUGACACUUGAUAUAGUUCCAAAUUAAAAAAUGGUAAGAAGUAGUGUGGAGAAAGCAAGUCACUAAUCAAAGAUUUUCAAAAGAUAUAUGACAAAAUAUUUAAUACGUUUUGACCUCUGCUCCCAUUUAAUGGCUUAUAUGUUUUAUAUAUU
Molecule: messenger RNA, 2104 nt
Organism: Pundamilia nyererei
Lineage: Eukaryota; Metazoa; Chordata; Actinopteri; Cichliformes; Cichlidae
Product: sushi, von Willebrand factor type A, EGF and pentraxin domain-containing protein 1
Exons: 4
Coding region: 165-854 (229 amino acids)
Source: RefSeq, a predicted model, not a curated record